Populus euphratica (Euphrates poplar) is the source of this 1057-nucleotide messenger RNA. Its product is annotated as dof zinc finger protein DOF3.6. Gene Ontology annotation, biological process: regulation of DNA-templated transcription. NCBI's taxonomy places the organism in Eukaryota, Viridiplantae, Streptophyta, Magnoliopsida, Malpighiales, Salicaceae. The coding region runs from base 185 to 1057 and encodes 290 amino acids. The transcript is spliced from 3 exons. Gene Ontology annotation, molecular function: DNA-binding transcription factor activity; DNA binding. The record is from RefSeq and is a predicted model, not a curated record.
GAGAGAAUAAAGUAGAAAAAAUAAAUGAUAAGCAAAAGCCUCCUCUAUCUUUCCUUCAAACCUUGCCUUUAUUUGUCUUCUCUUUUCCUUUCUUUGUUCUGGUAUUCUCUUAGUGUGUGAUUCUUCACCUCAUUUUCUUUCUUAAAGACCUAUCAAACUUUAUUAAAGAAGAAGAUCAAAAACCAUGGUGUUCUCUUCAGUUCCAGUCUAUUUAGAUCCUCCCAGCUGGCAGCAGCAGCAGCAACCAAGCCAGCAACUAGGAGCAUGCGAUGAAAGUUCACAGCUUCCGCCUCUUCCUCCGCCACCUCAUGUUGGUGGUAGUGGCACUGCUGGCUCAAUUAGACCUGGUUCGAUGUCUGAUCGAGCUCGGUUGGCCAAGAUACCUCAGCCAGAGGCAGCUCUAAAGUGCCCAAGGUGUGAAUCUACAAACACCAAAUUUUGUUACUUCAACAACUAUAGCCUCUCUCAGCCCCGCCACUUUUGCAAAACCUGUCGGCGAUACUGGACUAGAGGUGGUGCCCUUAGAAGUGUUCCUGUGGGAGGAGGAUGCCGCAGAAACAAGAAAACCAAAAGCCAAAGUAGCUCCAAGUCCCCAGUUUCCAGUGAAAGGCAAAUGGGUUCAACUUCCAGUACUUCCUCAAGUGCACUUCCAUCGCAGAUUGUUGGUCAUUUUCCUCAGCAACAAACUCAAUUUCCCUUCGUGACCUCUUUACAUAAUCUGAAUCAAUUUGGUGUGGGAAACAUUGGAUUAAACUUUGGUGGAAUUCAGGGACAAAUGGGAUCAACAAGUGGUGCUAGUGGACAGGCUGGCAUGGAAUUUCAAAUGGGAAGCGCUGAAGCCCCGACUGGCUUUCCUGGGGAAAGCAGCCAGCUUCGAUCUAUGGCUUCGAGCUCUAGGGUUUCUCAGUUAGCUCCAGUGAAGUCGGAAGGAAACCAAGGGUUAAAUUUAUCGAAGCCAUUUUUGGGUAUCCCAGAAAAUAAUCAGUACUACUGGGGUGGAAAUACCUGGACAGAUUUAUCCGGUCUCAACUCUUCUUCCACCAGCCAUUUCUUAUGA